Messenger RNA from Carassius carassius (crucian carp), 1181 nucleotides. RefSeq names its product peroxisomal membrane protein 2-like. Gene Ontology annotation, cellular component: membrane; cytoplasm. The record is from RefSeq and is a predicted model, not a curated record. The coding region runs from base 132 to 716 and encodes 194 amino acids. Lineage: Eukaryota; Metazoa; Chordata; Actinopteri; Cypriniformes; Cyprinidae. The transcript has 5 exons.
ACGGAGCUUUCUGUUUUAUGACGACCACGCACGCUGCGUUCGACCGUCUUCAUUUCCACUUUGUUAAACAAAAACAAAGAAACAUUGAUCGCUGCUCACCCAAGUGCAUAGACUGCUGAACUAAACUGAAGAUGCCAACGCAAAGCGUACUUGUCCGAGAUUCCUCUUUUCUGAGGAGGGUACUACAGCAGUACCUGAGUUUGUUAAAGAAAUAUCCAAUCAUCACCAAAUCGGUUACGAGUGGUUUUCUAUCUGCUGUGGGAAAUCUUCUGUCUCAAGCUUUGGAGUACAGGAAGAACAACAAAGAAAAUAGCCCGAAAAAGAAAAUCAGUGUUCUGGGACCUUUACACUUUGCUGUAUUUGGACUUUUUAUCACUGGUCCAGUCAGUCAUUACAUUUACCAGCUCUUGGAGGUGCUGUUGCCAACCACUGUCCCAUACUGCCUGAUCAAGCGCCUUCUGCUGGAACGUCUAAUAUUCGCCCCUGCUUUCCUCUUGCUCUUUUAUGUGGUUAUGAAUGCUUUGGAGGGCAAGACACUCACAGAUGUUCAAAACAAACUUAAAACAAGUUACUGGCCUGCCAUGAAGAUGAACUGGAAAGUUUGGACCCCAUUUCAGUUCAUCAAUAUCAACUAUGUACCUGUGCAGUUUCGAGUGCUGUUUGCCAACCUGGUUGCUUUAUUCUGGUAUGCCUACCUAGCUUCUGUCAGGAAAUGAAACUACAAAACCAGCUACAGUGCACAUAGGUUGGUUUGGAUUGGUUAAAUCCAGUUUGUGCCUUUAAAGGACUGCCGCGCAUUAGAUAGGCCCUAUGUUUUAAAUGUCUUCCAGGACAACUGACAGGAAAUAUUGUUCAGUGUAAAAUAACUGUGAUUUGUGUCAGUGAUGAGAUAUUCUGAAUGUCUAUGGAGGCACUGACAAUGAUGUCAGGAUUUUGAUUGUUGUAUUUGAUUAAUUUAAAAACACUGAUUACAGAGACAAACUCAUUUUUAGCAGUUUCUAAUACUUCUGCUAUUAUCUUCACUCUUUAACUGAGUUGACUUACGUUAAUAGCAGUGGUCUUGCUAAUACAUUUUGUAUACUUGUAUAGCUCUGACAAAUGCAGACAAUGUUGUUUUUUUUUUUUAUGACAUUCGGUUUAAAUGAAUUACCAGCACACCAAUAAAAUGUAUUUUAAUUCAA